This is a messenger RNA of Cooperia oncophora, 558 nucleotides long. NCBI's taxonomy places the organism in Eukaryota, Metazoa, Nematoda, Chromadorea, Rhabditida, Trichostrongylidae. The record is from the annotation of a GenBank genome assembly.
AUGGGAGAAGCAUGGCGAAACAUCGAAGAGGGCCAACAACGAUUUUCUCAACACAACUAUCCGUUCAACAAUCCAUGUUCAGACGAAUUUCAAGGGCCAUAUCCAUUCAGUGAACCUGAAUCAAGAGCUGUCCGGGACUUUGUGCUAUCCAAGGAAAUCUAUGGACGUCUACAUGCUCUUGUCUCUAUGCAUACCCAUGGUCAGUUAUGGAUUCUACCGUACAACCACCACAAACGAACCUACCCUGAAGACUUCAAAGAGCUCGAACUUCUCGCCACAAAAGCAGCCGCAAAAGUCUAUUCAUAUCGAGAGACCAAGUACCGAAUAGGUACAGCCGCGGAUAUGCUCGGCACGGCAACAGGCGGUGCAACUGAUUGGAUCAAAAAGAACACACCCACGAAAUAUGUCUACGUAUUGGAGCUGCCACCAGAUAUGUCCACCUGGUUCGCUUUCCAAAUCAAACCACACUGGCUGAUUCCAAUUGGUAAAGAGACGUGGAUGGGAAUAAAGGUGAAUUCUACGGACUGUUUGAAAUCUGAGUCUGAGCGGGAAGGCUAA